Messenger RNA from Xiphophorus couchianus (Monterrey platyfish), 3111 nucleotides. It is a transcript of the gene cfap221, whose product is annotated as cilia and flagella associated protein 221. Gene Ontology annotation, cellular component: 9+2 motile cilium. The transcript is spliced from 26 exons. Lineage: Eukaryota; Metazoa; Chordata; Actinopteri; Cyprinodontiformes; Poeciliidae. Gene Ontology annotation, biological process: cilium movement; motile cilium assembly. The coding region runs from base 289 to 2727 and encodes 812 amino acids. The record is from RefSeq and is a predicted model, not a curated record.
AUGAAAUAUGGCGAAGUUUAAUAGUAUCAUUAAACGUUUUUGCUCGAAAUAACUUUUGUUUACAUUAACGCGAAUUUAAGUAAGCUAAUUAUCUAAAUUUGUCGCAGCUAAACUCCGUGUCAGUGCGUGAUUUUUUAAAAACCUUUCCACCAGAGUUAAUACGCAGUCAGAAAGUUUGAACUCAGGUUUACCAGUAUUAUUAUUUCUCAACACACAGCAGUCUCCUUGACUCCCCUCCAGCCUUCUGCCAUCCCUCUCAUGAGGAUCCAGAGCUGACCUUUCUCCAGGAUGGAGGUGGCCACGCCUGUCCCGCAGACGCUAUCGGAGCCCCAGAGGAAAGGGACGUCUCUGCCCCUGAGCCAGCUGGUGGAGCAGACCAGGAGCAAAGCCCUCCCAAAUCAUCUGCUGGAUUCAAAAAUCUACGCCAGGCUGAAAAGUAACAGUCACAUCGAAGCAGACCCCGCUGAGCUUCACUUCAGCGGCUUUGAGCUUGGGAAGAGUUACACCAAGACCGUGAAUCUAAUCAACAUUUCAAAUGCACCGGUGAAUAUUCACAUAAUUCCAACUCUAACGAAGCACUUCCAGACAACUUACACCAAAAAGGAUCGGCUCAUCCCCGGCCUGGCCUACACUGUGAAUGUUGCGUUCUGCCCAGAGGAUUGGCAUUACUUCAGCGACUGCAUCCGUGUUCACUGCAAGGAUGAAGAGAACCUGUUCAUUCCAGUCCAUGCUUACCCUGUCAUCAAUGACCUACACAUCCCCACUCACAUCGACUUCUCUGCCAUACCGCUCGGACAAAGUGUUCGUCAUGUAAUUCCCCUGAGUUGCAGCUGUCCAGUUGACUUUGAGUUUCAGGUGUACGUUAUUCAGCCACAUGAUGCCUACUCCAUUCACCCCCUCACAGGUGUGAUACCAGCCAAUGGGGAAGUUCUGAUGACGGUGACGUUCUGUCCUCUCCAGUAUGAGACGUCUCAGUUCACCUUCCAGCUGGUCGUCGCACAUUUCAACACCAAGCCCUACUUGUGCACCAUCACCGGGUUCUCCAGGCCCAAUUUACCUCUCAGACAACCACAUGUCAGAUUUGGAGCCAUAGAACACGGAGGUCGUCCUACGCCACCACCUUCUGGACGUAAAAGCAAGCAGACCUCAGUCAAGGAGGCUGACAAAUUAAAGGCAGUAAAAGAUGAGGCGGAUGUUCCCCAACCAUCUUCCAUGGAUGUCUGUAGCCCUGGAGGGGUGGCGAAAAUUCUCAUCAAAGACACGACCUUUUCCUGCGGCAGUACGAAAGGAAAUAUAAACAGUCAGAUGAAAGAGGCUCUCUUCAUGAAAAAGGUUCAGCAGGCUACCGAGGAGGAGCAAUACAAGUAUAUCAAAAGCCAAGUUUAUCUAGGUGUGGAGUCGGUGUCGAAGAAAAGGCAGCAGCAGAUACUGGAGGAGAGAGAGACAGCUCUGCAGGAAUACAUGGUCAAAAAAAAAGAUGAGAGGCAAGAUGAAGACUUCGCUCCCAGGCAGACCCAACUAUCGACUAAGCGGAUGCUUCGAGACCACAAACAGGAUCGAGACAAAGUACCGGUCUUCCAGUUGUACACCAGCAUUUACUGGGACCUGAGACAGAGAACCCUCACACUUUUCCAGCAGGCAGCUCGGAAGGUGGUGAUCCGAUGCCGCAUGCAGCGCAGACUGGCCUCUUUAAAGAAACUGGUGGACAGUAUAAAGAAGGAUCCCUCCAUGGAGAACGCUAAGGACAGAGCAAGUGUCAUAUCUCUAGACAAUGCGUUGACGUCAUCUUUCCCAUAUUCCCCCCAAGAGGACAAUUCCACGGCUCUCAGGGAUUUUGUGGCUCUGCCUGUGGAUCCUAUCGAUGUGACCGUGAAAGCACAAAUUUCUUUCUUCAACCUCCAGGUUCCCCAGCACUAUCAGCUGAUGGGUUACCGAUCCACUUCUCCCUGGGAAGCGUUUAGCUCCUAUUGUCCCACUACACUGGCCAGACGUCUUCGUGCUGGAGCGCCGGAAGUGCAGGGUCCAGGCGAAGAGGAAGAUAGAAUGAUGGAUCAGGAGACUGCUGGACUCUCCUUCACGGCUCUUGAAGCUCUCAUCAGGCCUUUCAAUGCAAAUUCUCUCAAAAUCUUUAACCUAACUGCUGGACUCUCCUUCACGCCUCCUGAAGCUCUCAUCAGGCCUUUCAAUGCAAAUCCUCUCAGAAUCUUUAACCCGACCCCGGGCCUUCAGGCUUUUAAACUGCAGCCCAAGUACCUGGAGAGCGACAUGGAGGUUCACCUCUGUGCUCUGCCGAAGUUUGCACUGUGUGAGAACAACAAAUCUGGCUCAAUGCCACCAACUCCACAGGCUCACUUUCUCCAUUACCAGGAAAUAACCGGCUUGAACAUGAAACAGAUGUCCGUCCCAAUCACCAAUACUGGCUCUCCUCGUAGGUCCAUCGACUAUGAUACGGACAUCCUUCCCCUCUCUGCUCCUCCUCUUCUCCCUGGUCUCCCCGAUGAUUAUCAUCUGCAGCUAACAGAGUCCUCGUGUGAAGGUCCAGGAAUCCAGCUGACGCCAGAGAUGAUCAGAGCCGAGUUCCCGUUGAGGAAAGCUCCCGUCUCCAAUGGCAACCACACCAUAGGGAUAAUACCCAGGCUGGAGGUGAUCUACACAUCUGACAUCAACCAGAUGCAAACAAGACUGAUGUCCAGACUGGAAGAGCUCACAGAAGAGGAGCUUGAAUAGGCAAAAAGGCGCUGCACACACACAUACACACAUCAUCUUCAGGAAUAAACACUACUGCUUUCCUCCGGAGGCACAUUAUUCAGCAGCCAUCCUACUCAGCCUCGUGCAAGACUCUCCUUUGUCUGUUUUUGCCACUUCUGUAAAAUGAAACCCAGUUACUUUGGCGCCCACCUGUAAGGCUUCUUCCUGCCCACUCAGAAUUGCCUAUAAGCCUCCCUUCUGAGCUCUCAGAAAGGCUGGAAGUGUGUUAUCCCUCCACCUACUUGAUCCAGCAGAGGCACAGCCACAGAAUGUUCCAACAUCAGCUCUUAACAGCUUCAUUUUAACUGAACUAUUCAUGACUUAAACUGAAUUUUAAAAAUAAAAAAAUUUCUUUAGGUCUGA